Messenger RNA from Xenopus laevis (African clawed frog), 2766 nucleotides. RefSeq names its product solute carrier family 10 member 4 S homeolog (gene slc10a4.S). Gene Ontology annotation, cellular component: membrane; plasma membrane. The record is from RefSeq and is a predicted model, not a curated record. The transcript has 3 exons. Gene Ontology annotation, biological process: bile acid and bile salt transport. Gene Ontology annotation, molecular function: bile acid:sodium symporter activity. Lineage: Eukaryota; Metazoa; Chordata; Amphibia; Anura; Pipidae. Bases 352 to 1584 code for a protein of 410 amino acids.
UAUUCUUGUUUAUAUAAAGCAGGAUUGGAUGGAUUUUUUUGUCUUUUUUUUAAAUUAAAAAUAGAUUUGUGCGUCACAGACACGUAGGGCACCAGUGCGCUGAGUAUAAAGCAAGAGAGAAUGUGGAAUAAAAGGAAUAACUUGUGGCUAGGGGUGUGGUGAGCCGGCUGAUGUGAGCGGCUGCAGGGGAUGUGAUAGUAGGAGGGUGAGUUAUACCUUGGCUUCUGGCUCCCUGAUUACUGUCUGGCUGCUGCCUGAGGAUGAGAUAGAAACUGCCUCCUCCUCCUCCUCAGAAGCAGUUUAUACACAGACAAGUAGAGUCUAUCAAAAUAGCAGCUGAUAGAAGUAGGGAUGGAAAACUCAAGUGCAGCUCCAUUGGAUGUGAUAACAGACUCUACUUAUGGAGGCCUGAAAGAUAAUUUUACUCAAGGUUCUCUGGAAACCAGUGAUAAAGUUACUGCUUGGGACCAAUGGGAUAAUUUCAGCACCAUCGCUGUGUUACUGCAAGAAGCUAUGCGGAGUCCUACAGAGAAGCCUCUGUCUACACCAGUUCCUUUCUGGGAUAGUCCAUUGAACCAUGGCCUCAGUGUGUUCGUUGGCGUGGCAUUGUGUGUGACUAUGCUGGGACUGGGCUGUACAGUGGAGAUCAGUCAAAUAGGGGAUCAUUUGAGAAGACCCAUCGGGGUGCUCAUUGCCUUGAUCAGCCAGUUUGUCUUCAUGCCCUUGGUGGCCUUCCUCUUGGCCCUCAUAUUCUCCCUGGAUGAAGUAGCAGCCAUUGCCGUCCUGCUCUGUGGAUGUUGCCCUGGAGGAAAUCUCUCGAAUAUCAUGUCCCUUCUGGUGAAUGGAGAUAUGAACCUCAGUAUCAUCAUGACCACAUCAUCCACCCUGUUAGCCCUUCUGCUGAUGCCCCUCUGCCUGUGGUUUUACAGUCGUCCAUGGAUCAACACCCCUCUGGUGCAGUUUUUGCCCCUGGGUGCAGUGUCCCUCAUGCUCUGCAGUACCCUCCUGCCUAUUGGUCUGGGUGUUGCCAUACGUUACCGCUAUAGCAGGAUUGCAGAUAUUCUGCUUAAGGUUUCCCUCUGGUCUCUGCUAGUGACCUUGGUUAUUCUCUUCAUUCUCACGGGAGCCAUGCUUGGACCUCAGCUGCUGGCUACAAUCCCACCCUCGGUGUAUAUAGUUGCCCUGAUGAUGCCGGCAAUUGGCUAUGGAUUGGGGUAUGGCCUGGCUACUUUAUUUGGCUUGUCCCCAAAGGGCAGGAGAACAGUGUCUCUGGAAACCGGAUGCCAGAAUGUCCAGCUAUGUACAGCUCUGUUGAAGCUGGCCUUCCCACCCCACCUCAUUGGCAGCAUGUACAUGUUCCCAUUGCUCUAUGCCUUAUUCCAGGCCUCAGAAGCCGGGGUCUACGUUUUAGUCUACAAAUUUUACAGGAAAGAUGUUCUACAUAAGACAGAAUCUCUGGACGAGGAUACUAAUAUUUCCUUCAAAAAACUUAAGGAAGAAGAUCCCCCUGAAAUGUCAUAUGGGGCAGUAGAAUCAGGAGAACAACGUUCUGUUAAUAUGGAACUAGAGCAGAGACCCCACUAAUUUUUAAACACAAUGUUGAGUGACAGUUGUUUACACCAUAAUGUUGGAAUUGUCAGUCUGCUGCCCACCAAACAGCUAAAGGGGGCUGCUGGGAAAUGUAGUUCUGGUGGGCUGUAGGUUGAUUAUCCCUGCAAUAGUGUAUUAAUGAAUUCAUGUAAACUGUGCCAAAAAUUUUCAUUAAUUUGUACAGAGGGACCUGGAAGAAGACCAUGAUUGUAUGUAAAUUUCACACAUUGACCCUAUACAUCAUUUCCUGGGUGGCGGUUUUGAAUUGUUUUGUCCCAGAGUCUUGGCGUCAAUUCACCAUUCAUAAUAAAAACCCGCCGAGGAAAGCACGCCAAUGAAAACACGCCAAGGAGAUUACGCAAGAGAAAACAAAAUUUCUACUAAAAUGUAAUUUCUGAAGCAUUUUUUUGAUACGGAUCGACUUAUGGAUCUUGUGGGAGGAAAAAGUAGCGUGUGGCAUCAUGGGUAGUAAAUCGAAAAAAAAAAAAACCCCGGACGACUAAUCUGCAAAGUACAUUAUUUAUAUAGCACGAAUAUAUCAUCCAGUGAUAUCAUCAUUCACAUUAGCCACUGUCCCAGUGGAGCUUACAAUCUACACAUCAGUUUAUCAGGAGCCAUUUAACCUGCUUGUAUGUAAUUAGUGGAAAAUGAAUCUAAUCUGGGAAAAACCCACAAACACAUGGGGGGAGACAUACUGAUUCUGCAUAGCAUAUACUUUCAAAACAUUUCCUAAACUCAAACCUGCAAGACACUGGCUGCCUGUUAGUGUGAAAGGAGACAGUAGCACACACAUUUACUUUAUAUUUAAAUACACACAAAUGUACUUAUUAUGUACAUAUUUUUGUCUUCUGCACUUCCUAUUUGUUAUACACAAUUUGCAUCCUGCCCUUCUCCAUGGAUGCAAUUUAAAUCCCUCAUACAGGCCCAUAAAAACAUCUGCACCAGGCACAAACUGGAUCCUGGGAUGCUUUAAUGGACCAACAAUUGCACUAUAACGUGGUUAUAGUGACUUUCUUUGAGGUCAUAAUAUGGAGGUUUAUUGGCCUGAGCAAUGUGAGUGUGGGCAGAGGGAGGCCAGCAUGGAGGUCCCAUGCAGGAACAUGGAACUGGAAAAAUACUGUGUUUCAGUUGGUUUUGCUGGAUUGUGCUACAGUAUCUGCAUCUUUCUACUCAAAG